Brenthis ino (lesser marbled fritillary) is the source of this 1218-nucleotide messenger RNA. The record is from the annotation of a GenBank genome assembly. NCBI's taxonomy places the organism in Eukaryota, Metazoa, Arthropoda, Insecta, Lepidoptera, Nymphalidae.
AUGGCUACGUGGGUUUUGUUGGCGGCAUUAAUUUGCGGAAGUCAGGCGGCAGUUCUUCCACCGCCUUGGGCUGAUGUACGAAAGAACCCUUGUGCUGCUCAUCCACGAGGAUGGCUGAUGCUGUACUGGCCUUCGGAUGGAAAAUGCUACACAAUAUACAAGAAAGGCUAUCCAUGUCCAGAAUCACAAGAGCUAAGCCCUGGGAGGCUGGGUGGUCGCACAGUGGCAGAGUGCAAGUGUCCACCCGGCUCCGCCCAACUGCCGCACACCACAACCUGUUACAAGUUGUUCGAGAGAGGCCCAUGUAGGAAUGGAGAAUACUUCGCACCCGUUGAAGAAUCUUUUAACAUGCGAGGCGAGCGCCAAGGCAUGUGCGUGAGGCCGCAGCAAUGCGCGGACGAGACGCUACUAUUCUGGCCGCCGGAUGGGAAGUGCUACUUCAAGCUUACCCAAGGUCCGUGCUACCCGGGCUCGAUAUUGAGUGUCGGGGACGAUGGACUUGCCAAUUGUACUUGCACACAAAACAGCACCCACUACUGGGCCGCGGAUGGCGGGUGUUACCCGCACUACACGCGCGGGCCCUGCGACAGGGGACAGCUGUUCCUACCUGGAGGGAAGUGUGGGUGUGAAUCCCAUUUACCGCACUAUCAUAAUGAAACUCAAGGAUGUUACGAACUUGAUUCAUUAGGCCCGUGCCCCAAAGGCCACACGUUCUCGCUGGCGGGCGCGGGCGCGGCGCGUGCGCAGUGCAGCUGCAAGGGGUUCCACGCGCGCGCCGCCGACGGCGCCUGCUACCGGCUGUACACGCGCGGGCCCUGCGCGCAGGACGAGAUGAUCGCGCGGGGCGGCAACUGUACUAAGGUGCCGUGCGCUCGCGGGCGGCUGUACGUGCGCGCGCGGCGGCGCUGCUACCGGCCGGGCGCGGGCGAGCCGUGCGGCGCGGGCGAGCACCUCAGCUUCGACUUCGCCGCGCGCCCCGCUGUCGACGGCCUCAGCCACAACGGCGUGUGCGUGUGCUCCGGCGCACCCUGCCUGCGCGCCAGGCAACACCAGGUGUCCGGGUGUUCGUCCCGCGCAGGCGCAGUGGAGUACAACAAGACGUGCCACCUGCUGCACACGCGCGGGCCGUGCGCCGCCGGCGCCUGGCUCGCGCGGGACGGCGCCGGCCGCGUCGCGUGCACCUGCAGGCCUGGUACCGACUGCGUGGACGCGGGCGGG